CCGAACCCUUUUUAUUGCCGAGCCCAUUGCACCGGUAAAAGACUUCAGACUUCAUCUCAUCUUCUCUCUCUCUCUCUCUCUCUCUCUCUCUCUCUCUCUCUCUCUCUCUUAUUCCUUAAUUGAUUUAUGGACAAAGGAGGUGGACUCACUAUUGAUUCUUCUGAAAUUGGAUUCUUCGUGACUAAGCCCACUGCAAUCAAGUCGUCGUUCCUAACAUCCAAUCAUCCAAAGUGGAAGCACGAUCUCAUGGAUUUUCCGGUUAACCUUAACUGCAGAGACGAGACUGCUUCUCCAGUGCCGUCGGACGAGAAGCGAAUCGAUGAAAUGGAUUUCUUUUCGGAUAAGAAUCGAUUGAAGGAUUUUGAUGCCAAAGCAUCGACUAUCGAUAUCAAGAAGGAGGAUUCGCAUGGAGGAGUGGCUCCAAGACUCAAUUUAGAUGUAAAUACUGGUUUACACCUUCUCACUGCAAACAACGGCAGCGAUCAAUCAACGGUGGACGACGGAGUAUCACCAAACUCCGGCGACAAGAAAGCCAAGAGUGAGUUGGCCGCUCUUCAAUCCGAGCUUGACCGGAUGAACGAAGAGAACCAACGCUUGAAAGCGAUGCUUAGUCAGGUUAGCAACAACUACAACGCACUACAGAUGCAUCUUGUAACAUUGAUGCAGCAACAGAAUCGCAAGGCCGAAAACACCCAAGAACACGAGAUUUCAGAUGGGAAGCUGGAAGGCAAGAAACAGGAUGCCGGUGGAGGACCCAUGGUGCCGAGACAAUUCAUGGAUUUAGGCCCGGCUGCGACAGCUGAUACUGAUGAGCCUUCUCAGUCAUCGUCUGAGGGUCGAAGCCGUGAUCGCUCUGGAUCUCCUCAUAAUAAUGCAGUAGAAGUGGUGUCAAAGGAAUAUAGGCAGCAGAAGAAUAACAGCAGCAACGAGAUUGUUCCAUUUGAUCAGGACAAGGGCGAUUUUGGAGAGGGUAGAGGGAUUGGAAGGGAAGAGAGCCCGAACCAAGGCUGGGCUGCUAACAAGAUCCCCAAAUUGAACCCCUCCAAGAAUGCUGACCAGUCCACGGAAGCCACCAUGAGGAAAGCUCGCGUCUCAGUUCGAGCACGAUCGGAGGCUCCCAUGAUCACCGAUGGAUGUCAAUGGCGAAAGUAUGGGCAAAAGAUGGCAAAAGGGAAUCCUUGCCCUCGAGCUUAUUACCGUUGUACCAUGGCUGCUGGUUGUCCUGUUCGAAAGCAAGUUCAAAGAUGUGCAGAAGAUCGAUCUAUCCUCAUAACGACUUAUGAGGGAAACCAUAACCAUCCACUCCCUCCGGCAGCCAUGGCGAUGGCAUCAACCACCUCAGCGGCAGCUUGUAUGCUACUCUCCGGUUCAAUGUCCAGUGCCGAUGGGUUAAUAAACUCAAACUUCCUGACAAGGACUCUUCUUCCUUGCUCAUCAAGUAUGGCAACAAUCUCGGCUUCAGCCCCGUUUCCGACUGUCACAUUGGACCUUACUCACAAUCCCAACCCUUUGCAGUUCCAAAGGCCACCCACCCAAUUCCAUGUUCCAUUCCCCAACCAACCCCAGACCUUCCCCUCCCAACCAGCUCCCCCACUGGCUCAAGUUUUCGGCCAAACUCUCUACAAUCAAUCAAAAUUCUCUGGACUUCAGAUCUCUCAGGAUGUAGAACCUGCUCAAUUCGUCAACCAACCGCCCCCGCCACAACUGCAUCAGGCACAGCAGACUUCAUUCGCUGAUACCGUUAGUGCUGCAACAGCCGCUAUUACCGCUGAUCCAAACUUCACCGCAGCUCUUGCUGCUGCCAUUACCUCUAUUAUCGGCGGUGGAGUUCGUCCGACCAACAACAGCAACGGCAAUGACAACAGUAACAACAACAACGCAGCAAACAAUAGCAGUGGCAACACCACCACAAGCAACAACAACAGCAAUAACAACAAACUCAGCAGUUCGAAUUUUGCAGGGAAUUAGAUAGAAACACAGUUCUUCUUCAUUUGUUAUUUUUUUUUACAGGUUUUUUUCCUUGUUUAGUGGUGGGAAAAAAGAAAAAGGACGAGAUUACUAUAUAUACAGAUUUUUUUUUUCUGGUCGGAGGGAAAGAGUAGAUUAGAAUUUCAUUCUUUCUUAUAUUUUGUUUAAAGUUAAAUAAUUGGAUCCAAAAUAUCUGUGAAUAUUGCAUAUUUUUUACUUGUGUUCAUGCA
This is a messenger RNA of Nelumbo nucifera (sacred lotus), 2198 nucleotides long. Its product is annotated as putative WRKY transcription factor 31. Gene Ontology annotation, molecular function: DNA-binding transcription factor activity; sequence-specific DNA binding. Gene Ontology annotation, biological process: regulation of DNA-templated transcription. Lineage: Eukaryota; Viridiplantae; Streptophyta; Magnoliopsida; Proteales; Nelumbonaceae. The record is from RefSeq and is a predicted model, not a curated record.